Engraulis encrasicolus (European anchovy) is the source of this 2466-nucleotide messenger RNA. RefSeq names its product ankyrin repeat and kinase domain containing 1 (gene ankk1). The transcript has 10 exons. NCBI's taxonomy places the organism in Eukaryota, Metazoa, Chordata, Actinopteri, Clupeiformes, Engraulidae. Bases 119 to 2431 code for a protein of 770 amino acids. Gene Ontology annotation, molecular function: protein kinase activity; ATP binding; protein binding. The record is from RefSeq and is a predicted model, not a curated record. Gene Ontology annotation, cellular component: cytoplasm. Gene Ontology annotation, biological process: protein phosphorylation; regulation of cell cycle process.
ACAUGCCUACAAAUCACACAACACAUAAAACACACAGGCACAGACACACACACACACGCACACACAGGCGCUGGUUCUCCGUCUGCCUGAGUGGUUUCGGAGUGGAGUUCUGCCGGUGAUGGAGUCCGGUGGUGGUGGUGGAGGUGGUGUAGGUGCCGGUGAGGGUCUGGAGAAGUUCCGCUACUUCUGCCGCGACGACUUCGAAGGCGACUGGGCAAAGGUGUCCGAGCGCAGCUCCGGACGAGUGUACCGCGUCAAGCUCAAGCUGUGGAGGGAGAGGUGCGCACUCAAGUGCCUCUCCUCCACCAGCUGCUACAGGGAGCUGGUGGAGGAGGCAUCCCGACUGGGGAAGGUGAAGUUCAACUACGUGACGUCGGUGUAUGGCGUGUGCAAGGAGCCUCCGGCCCUCGUGAUGGAGUUCAUGAGCAAAGGCUCCCUGGAUGCCCUGCUCUCCAGCCACACGCUCAUGUGGCCAAAGAAGUUCCAGAUGGCCCACGAGGUGGUCAUGGGCAUGAACUUCCUGCACAGCAUGGAGCCUCCCCUACUCCACCUCAACCUGAAGCCCGCCAACAUCCUGCUGGACGGACACCUGCACGUCAAGGUUUCAGACUUUGGUCUGGUCCGAUGGAAUGGCUGUUCUGGCACGUCGUUCAUGGAGCAUCUGACAGCUCGUGGGAACAUCAACUACAUCCCACCAGAGACCUUCAGCCCGAACCCAGAACCCCCCAUGACCAAAUUCGAUGUCUACAGUUUCGCUAUAGUCCUGUGGGAGAUCUUGACACAGAAGAAACCAUAUGCUGGGGCCAACAUGACAGAAGUCAUCAUUCGCGUGUCGUCGGGGAAGCGUCCGAGUGUGGAGCGUAUCCCUGACGACAGGCCCUUGGAGUGCAAGGACAUGCUGGACAUCAUGCAGCUCUGCUGGCGGCCCAGACCAACAGAGAGGCCCGCCUUCUCAGACAUUAUUACUCAGACAGAGAUCCUGAGUGAGGUGCUGAGGCUCCCUGAGAUUCGGCCAAAAGAACAGGCCACUACAAUAAAAUACACAGAAGUGAUGCCAACAAGCCCCAAAUCCCCAGACGUUCCCUUGGCUGACGACGGUAGCCAAGGUGACGAUGACAACGGCGCCUUGUACUUCCUGUCCAAGAGGCAGUUCGACAAGUUCCGCGGCAGCGUGUGCAGGGAGCACGUCUCCAUGAGCUUCAAGGAGGACAACUCUCUGCUCCACUACGCCGUGGCCAGCGCCGAUGUGGACAGCGUACGGAGCGUGCUCGGACUAGGCGCCGACGUCAACACCCAGAGUCGCCGCGGUUACACCCCCUUGAUCGUGGCCGUGCUUCAACGCCUCCACGACAUCUGCUCCCUGCUAAUUGAACACAACGCAGACGUGACGCUCGGGGACGAAGACGGGUGGACGGCGUUGCACUUUGCGGCUCAGAACGGGGACGAGCGGUCGGCCAGGCUGCUGCUGGAGCAUGGGGCUCGGGAGGACGCGGCGGACAAGGACGACUGGACGCCCCUGCACCUGGCCGCCCAGAACGGGCACGAGGGGGUGACGCGGGUCCUCCUAGCCCGCAUCCCCUUGUCCGCUACAGCCAACUCCACCACUGCCACCACUACCUCCGCUACCGUGGAUACCCAAGAGAGACAGCACGGGCGGACCCCGCUCCACCUGGCCGCCGCUUACGGCCACCUGGGUAUCGCUCAGCUCCUCCUGGGCAAAAAGGCUGACCCCUCCCUGCCCGACCUGACGCGGUCGUCCCCUUUGCACCUGGCCGUGGAGGAGGGCCGCGUGCGGAUGGUGAGGCUGCUGGUGGAACGUGGGGCGCAGGUGGGCGCCAGCGACGGGCGCGGACACACUCCCUUACACCUCGCCGCCUUACGAGGACACACAGGCAUCUGUCGGUACUUGUUAGGACGAGACGACGGGGUGGGCGUAAACGCUCGGACUGACCAGGGCUGGACGCCGCUGCACCUGGCGGCCAGGCGCGGCCACGCCGACACCCUAUUGGCUCUGGAGGCCCAGGGGGCGGGGCUGGACGUGCGGGGGGCGGAGAGUUGGACGGCGCUGCACCUGGCGUGUCAUCACUCGCAGGAGGAGGUGGUGACGAGGCUGCUGGCGGCGGGCGCGGAUCCCAAUCUGGCCGAGGACGCCAGUUGGACGCCGCUGCAUCUGGCGGCACGUUCCGGAAGCUUCCCCAGCGUCCUGCAGCUGCUGUCGCGACAUGCUGACGUCAACGCUAGGAACAACGCCCAGGCCACGCCUCUACACAUGGCUGCGCAGAGUGGCUCGGCCUCCAUUGUCAGAGCGCUGCUGCUCAACAGCGCUGACUGCAGCGCCAGAGACACACGCGGGCACACACCCGCACACAUCGCACGCACCAGUGGGCACACCGAGGCGGCCAAGCUACUGGCAAAGGAUGGGGAUGGAUAGUACACACAAACACGUGUGUGCACACAUACAAACAC